This is a messenger RNA of Euleptes europaea (tarantolino), 648 nucleotides long. RefSeq lists its product as uncharacterized. The transcript is spliced from 3 exons. The record is from RefSeq and is a predicted model, not a curated record. Lineage: Eukaryota; Metazoa; Chordata; Lepidosauria; Squamata; Sphaerodactylidae. The coding region runs from base 1 to 648 and encodes 215 amino acids.
AUGCCUGCUGCCAAUAUGACAGAGACCCUUCAGCUCCCAGCGCUGCAAGUCCCGGAACAGCAGGAGGCGGAGAGCAGCCGCGCCUGGUCCAGUUCAUCCACGCCGACCCUGCGCCGAAAGCGGUUCAAGAUGAGGCGGAUGAAGCACGUCCAGGAGCCGAACCUAAAAGCCGCAUCCUCCUCCAACAAGGAAUUCCUGCAGCUCCCCUCCAUCGAAAUCACCCCUUCGAGUGACGAGGAUACCCCUUGGUCAAACUGCUCCACGCCCAGCGCCUCCCCGCGGCGCAAGCGCUUCCUUCUGCGCAAGUGGCUAAGCGUGAGGGAGAAGAAGGAGUGUAGUGAGAGCAGCAGCCAACAGAGCAGCCAGCAAAGCAGCCACGAUGAUGACACAUCCCGAUUCUUGAGCCCCCGAAUGCGUGACGACAGUCUCUGGGGGCUGGACUCUGGACUAGAAGCUGUGCCGGACUACUGCCGCCUCCAGUUUUCCUAUGGGCGGCAGGUGUGCAGGCUGGCAGGUGCACCGCAAAGCCCGGCCAUGGUCCAGAGCCUGUGCCCCAAGAAGUUCUCCUCCCACAUAGCCGCUAAGCAAGCCUGCCAUUUCCGCGUAGCCUCUCUAAGGAAAAAGCUUUCCUUCUUCAGAGCCAUGUAA